Messenger RNA from Macrosiphum euphorbiae (potato aphid), 471 nucleotides. The record is from the annotation of a GenBank genome assembly. Lineage: Eukaryota; Metazoa; Arthropoda; Insecta; Hemiptera; Aphididae.
AUGGAUUUUUCAAAAAUUGAUGUGCUUGAAAACGUUGGUACAUUGUACACUGAGUACAAAAAAAACAACGGGACAGAAUAUCACAGAAUCGGAAUUUUUCAAAUUUGCAUUCCAAGAAUCGAUUGCAGAAAUGGAUCAUAUAAAGGUGCGUCUCCACCAAAACGCACGGCCGCACGAACGGUUUCGUACGUCGUUCGAUCGUACGACACCGUACGUUCAAAGCCAAUGUCUACACCUAAUCGUACGAAUAUGUGUACGUAUGUCUCUCCCGUUCGCUUGAUUUCGCCAGUUAGCUCCGUACGCUUGAAUAGAAAACGUGUCUACUUUUUUAUUCUAACUAUGAAUAAUGAACUAGUUCAUGAAAGUUAUGACUUUGACACUAUGACAGCCUGCGCUGGGUAUAUUAUCAUUCAUUCUUUACUGAAAAAAGAAAAAAGAAGAAAAAAAGGAAAUAUCCAGGCUGGUGGAUGA